Molecule: messenger RNA, 1521 nt
Organism: Panicum virgatum (switchgrass)
Lineage: Eukaryota; Viridiplantae; Streptophyta; Magnoliopsida; Poales; Poaceae
Product: putative UPF0481 protein At3g02645
Exons: 1
Coding region: 1-1521 (506 amino acids)
Source: RefSeq, a predicted model, not a curated record
AUGACCAUCUUCCGGGUCCCUGCCCAUGUCCGCGACGCCAGCAAGGAGCUGUACGAGCCCCGGCUGGUGUCCGUCGGCCCCUACUACCGCGGCCGGGCGGCGCUGCGCGCCAUGGAGCAGCACAAGUGGAGGUACCUGCAGGAGCUGCUCGCGGAGUACCCGGUGGCCUCCUUGGCCGGCUGCGUCAGAGCAGUUCGCGGCGUCGAGCAACAUGCGCGGCGCUGCUACAGUGAGCGGCCCGGCAUCCUCGCCGCCGCCGCCGCCGCCGAGGGGGAGAACGGGGAGCUCCGGCAAGGCGACACGUCCCCCGGCGACGACGACUUCGCAGAGAUGUUGCUUCUCGACGGCUGCUUCGUCCUCCAGUUCUUCAUCAAGUGGUACAGAAGGGAGCCGGACAAGCUCUGCGACGUCGGGUGGGGGCUCCCCCUGCUGCUCUCCGACCUGCUGCUGCUGGAGAAUCAGAUCCCCUUCUUCGUGCUCGAGGCGCUCUUCCGCGCGGUGAGCCCCGAGGCGAGCAGGCUGGGUCUCCUCAUGCUGAUCGUUCCCCAUUUCAAGCUCGAGCACUUGGCCUUCUGCAAACAAGUGCUGGACGGCGUCGUGCCAACCCAAGCCGCCGGAGAGAUCCACCACCUGCUGCAUCUCUUGUACGAGACCGUCGUGCCCAGGGACGAGGCGGAGGAGCUAGCCUCCUCGCCAGCGCCAUCGCCGCGGUGCGAGUCCCGGCUGCGCCGGAUGGGGCUCAGGUUCAGGACGGCCGUGUCCAAAAGGUUCGCCUUCGUCCGCGACAUGCCGCGGGUGCCGGGCUGGAGGAGACUGUCCGCGUCCAUGACCCUGCUGCGCAAAGUCAGCGCCUGGUUCAGUGAGGCUCUGAUCGGAGUGAAGACACAGACGGAGGCGGAGCCGCCGGAGCCGGAUGGCCGAAGCACGGCGCCGCCGCCGCCGCCGCCCAUGGUGGUCCCGUCCGUCACCCAGCUCCGCGAGGCCGGAGUCCGGUUCGAGAAGGCGGCGUCGCCGCGGCACAUGUUCGACGUCACGUUCGACGCGGCGCGGGGCGUCCUGCGGAUGCCGCGGAUGGAGGUGGACUACGCCAACAAGGCGCAGCUCGUGAACCUCGUCGCGUUCGAGCAGACGACCAUGGGCGGCGGCGGGCUGCUGUCGAGCUACGCGGCGCUGGUGGGCGCCCUGGUGCGGACGGGCAGGGACGUGGAGCAUCUCCAGAAGCGCGGCGUCGCCGAGAACCUCCUGUCCGGCGACGGCGACGCGGCGACCAGGUUCUUCCAGCAGCUGGGCGGCUGCGGCAGCCUGGACUACGGGGACCACCACUUCGCCGCCAUGUUCGGGGACCUGAGCGGGUACUACCACUCGAGCUGGCGGAGGCACAAGGCCAGGUUCCUGCGCGACCACUGCAGCAGCCCGUGGGCGGUACUCGCGCUCGUCGUCGCCGGCUGCGCCUUCUGCUUCGCGCUCAUCAAAUUCGGCACGACCAUCUACGGUCUUGCCCAUCCUUACUGCCACUGCUAG